AUCAAAGGCAAUCUGACAUCAAUUACAAACCACAAACAAUCCUUGCCGCAACAUGACCACAUUCUUGCAGAUCUUCUCUGCUCUUCUAAUCUUGGCUUCAGCCCAAGCUGGGCCCGUUGUGGGCUCGAAUUUGGACGACACCAAGAAACCAUUUUCCAAGACCCAGGAACCCGGUGGAGGUAAUCAGUAUCUGGAUUGCUACGACUACUUCGGCCAAUCCGGACAAAGCAUCCGACUCACGGAUUAUGCCCCAUCGUUUUCUCAACUCAACUUUGAUAAUCGAAUCUCAUCCUGUUGUUUCUCGGGUAUUUGGAUCCUUUACGAUCGUGAUAACUACAAUCCGGACUUGACCAGUGCCGUAUUCAAUGGAUGGGGUGAGAAGUAUUGCGUAGACAUGGACUCGAACUUUGAUAACCGCGCAUCUUCAGCCAGAUUUGCCGGUGCUCCUGAUGGAUACAAAUAUGACACCAUCAAUCUGUACACUGGAAACUACUUCAUGGGUGCAGAGCAAUACUAUUAUGAUGAUGCUGGUCAUGUGAACUAUGACAACCUGGGCAGGUCGGCUAUCAUCACGGGUUGCAGCCCAUGGACAGUCUACCAAUAUGAUAAUUAUCAAGGCAUCGCUAAGUGCUUGUACCCGGCCGAUACUAUCAAUUGCUAUCCAUCGUUUGUCUUGGAAAAUGAUCUGGGAGGCCUGCAAAACCAAAUUUCCAGCGUUCGAAGGGGAUGCUUUUCCACAGAUGUGAUCCAUGGAAAAACCAUCUCCUCUCAGGAUGACAAAAAGGGCAGUCUAAAACAAUAUGCAGUAUUCUUGGCUUAAUGCAAAGUUGUUUCGAUAAAUUUAUCAUGUUUUAAACAAAUACAAACCGUCGGUUGCAUGAAAAUUA
Molecule: messenger RNA, 887 nt
Organism: Tigriopus californicus
Lineage: Eukaryota; Metazoa; Arthropoda; Copepoda; Harpacticoida; Harpacticidae
Exons: 3
Coding region: 53-820 (255 amino acids)
Source: RefSeq, a predicted model, not a curated record